Molecule: messenger RNA, 1872 nt
Organism: Musa acuminata AAA Group (dessert banana)
Lineage: Eukaryota; Viridiplantae; Streptophyta; Magnoliopsida; Zingiberales; Musaceae
Product: ruvB-like protein 1
Exons: 12
Coding region: 125-1492 (455 amino acids)
Biological process (GO): regulation of transcription by RNA polymerase II; box C/D snoRNP assembly; chromatin remodeling
Cellular component (GO): NuA4 histone acetyltransferase complex; Ino80 complex; Swr1 complex
Molecular function (GO): ATP hydrolysis activity; ATP binding; DNA helicase activity
Source: RefSeq, a predicted model, not a curated record
GUGGGCCAUCGUAAGGCAGUGACCAGACCGCGCCGUCACAGGCCUCGAUCCGCCGUUGACACACCCACCAGCCCAAAGCAGAAAGAGCGAGCGAGUACGUGCAGAAAGGUGGACGCGAGAAGAGAUGAGGAUCGAGGAGGUUCAAUCCGCCUCCAAGAAGCAGCGCAUCGCCACCCAUACACACAUCAAAGGCCUCGGCCUCGACGUUAAUGGGAAUGCGAUUUCUCUGUCUGCGGGGUUCGUCGGGCAGAUGGCUGCAAGAGAGGCAGCGGGCAUUGUGGUGGAUAUGAUACGGCAGAAGAAGAUGGCCGGACGGGCACUUCUACUUGCUGGGCCUCCCAGCACUGGCAAGACUGCUCUGGCUCUCGGUAUUUCUCAGGAGCUUGGGAGCAAGGUUCCUUUCUGUCCGAUGGUUGGAUCAGAAGUGUACUCAUCGGAAGUCAAGAAAACUGAGGUUCUUAUGGAAAAUUUUCGAAGGGCCAUUGGUCUGCGUAUUAAGGAAACCAAGGAAGUCUACGAAGGAGAGGUGACUGAGCUUUCUCCAGAAGAGAGCGAGAAUACAUCUGGUGGAUAUGGGAAAAGCAUAAGUCAUGUAAUUAUUGGGUUAAAGACUGUCAAGGGGACUAAGCAGUUGAAGUUGGAUCCAACUAUUUAUGAUGCUUUGAUCAAAGAAAAGAUUGCUGUAGGUGAUGUUAUUUACAUUGAAGCAAAUAGUGGUGCAGUGAAAAGAGUAGGUCGGUGUGAUGCUUUUGCUACAGAAUUUGAUCUUGAAGCAGAAGAGUAUGUUCCAAUUCCCAAAGGGGAAGUUCAUAAGAAAAAAGAGAUAGUGCAGGAUGUUACACUGCAUGAUCUUGAUGCUGCAAAUGCUCGUCCACAAGGAGGACAGGAUAUAUUAUCUCUUAUGGGCCAGAUGAUGAAACCUCGGAAAACUGAAAUCACUGACAAACUGCGACAGGAAAUUAAUAAGGUUGUUAAUAGGUAUAUAGAUGAAGGCGUUGCGGAGCUUGUACCUGGUGUCCUUUUCAUUGACGAGGUUCACAUGCUAGACAUUGAAUGCUUUUCUUACUUAAAUCGCACAUUGGAGAGUUCAUUAUCACCAAUUGUGAUUUUCGCUACCAAUAGAGGAAUAUGUACUGUCAGGGGAACUGAUAUGAAUAGUCCGCAUGGGAUACCAGUAGAUCUGCUUGAUCGUCUUGUUAUCAUCAGGACAGAAACAUAUGGUCCCACAGAAAUGAUUCAGAUACUGGCUAUUCGAGCUCAAGUUGAAGAGAUUGAUAUCGAUGAAGACAGUUUAGCUUACUUAGGGGAGAUUGGACAACAAGCAUCUUUAAGGCAUGCAAUUCAGCUGCUAUCACCUGCUAGUAUUGUGGCAAAAACAAAUGGAAGAGAUAAGAUUUGCAAGGCUGAUCUUGAUGAAGUAACUUCUCUGUAUUUAGAUGCUAAGUCUUCUGCAAGGCUUCUUCAGGAGCAGCAAGAAAGAUACAUAACCUGAUCAGAUGUUAUCUCCCCUGAACACUAUCCCUACCAGAAAGGAUAGCAGCAGCCAUUCAACAUCUGAUUGGGAAUGCAGAUAUCAUCUUCCUUGAUCAUUAUCCCUUCCAGAUAGGAAGAGAUAGCAGCAGCAGCCAUUCAACGUUUGAUUGGGGAUGCAGAGUGAGAUUGACAGAAACUGCUUUUAGCUGAUCAGCAUCCAGAUGUAGGGUGAUGGUAUAGGCAGCAGCAAUUUUUGCAAGGAUGGUAAUUAGGGAGGUGUAAGAACAGAAAUAGAUUUUGUGUUACUUUAUCUACGUUGUAUUAUUACACUGAGAAAUAACAUCUCCGGUGUGUUCUUCAUCUUCUAUUAUUAUCAUAUUUAUGAGGUUAUAGUGGACA